Molecule: messenger RNA, 741 nt
Organism: Oryctolagus cuniculus (rabbit)
Lineage: Eukaryota; Metazoa; Chordata; Mammalia; Lagomorpha; Leporidae
Source: RefSeq, a predicted model, not a curated record
GCCCUUCGGAGCGAUAGCAGCCAAAAGUGCUUUGGGAAGUCUUCACAGCAUAGAGACUCACCAGCUUCUUUUCAAAAACUUUGGGGAGCAAAUUUUGCCCCCCUCACCUGCCCCAGCAAUGGGGGCUGACCAUCGACCUAAGGGGCCCCCAGGCCCAGGUCGGGGUCACACUCCCGCCUCUGGCCCUGGACCAGUUGGUCCACGGGCAAAAUACCAUAGGUCUUACAGACCAAAAGUCAGACAAUCCAGUCUGAUAAGAAAACUCAGGGCCAUCGUGGCACUGCUGACCACUCUCUGUGGGCUUCAGACUCGACAACGCGUGUGCUCCAACAGAGUGAACAUCGGUAAGGCCAGGAUGCCACCACCCCGUAGGCUAGGACCUGUACUGAGCACGCCUGAUCCUACCAGACGAACCGGCAAUGGAAGGCGGAGGAAGCAAACCUGCAAAGAAGAAGCCAUGGACACUACUCCUCCAUACACUCCACCUCGGGAGGAGGAGCCCAUGGACACCACGCCCCCAUAUGAGCCACCAGAACUGAUGGACACCACACCGCCAUAUGAGCCACCAGAACUGAUGGACACCACACCGCCAUAUGAGCCACCAGAACUGAUGGACACCACACCGCCAUAUGAGCCACCAGAACUGAUGGACACCACGCCCCCAUAAGAAACAUCUUGGGCGGAUCCACACCUCCCCAUGUUCCACCACGGGAAGAGCCCAGGGAUAUCACACUCCACCAC